UGAUUCUCUUUGCCAAGGGAGAUUGAUGAACAUGACUCCCCUCAGGUGACCGAGUUGCUCGAAGACAUGGCUAUCAAGGGAUACGAUUGGGGCUUGAUGAGAAGUGGUAAGGGAAGCACCGAAAGAGGAGUGUGAAGUGUGGGAGUAAGUGCUCCACUUGAAGCUAAGCUUCACAAGCUGAUUGAGGUGAUCCUUGAGGGCAAGAAGCAAGGGAAGAGAGCAGUGAUGUCUUGUGAUUAGUGCUCUAGCACUAGUCAUGAGAUAACGGAUUGCCAAGGAUGAAGGAAACAAGUACCCCCGAGGAGCAAGUGAUUUUCAUUGUCAAUGCUAGAGGGAACAAACCUUAUAGCAACACCUACAACCGGGGGUGCCUCAAUCAUACAAACUUUGCUUGGUCUUCCCCUACCAAUCCAAGACCUCUGGUUUCCAAGGUCAGACAGGAAACUAUCAACCUUAUCCGACUUCAUCCAACAAAAGCCUCAGUUCCAAAACUCGAACUUCCAACAACCAUACCAAGCACAAGGCGGUCAAGGGUUCCAACAACAACAACGACAACCGACAAGUUUGCUAAACUUGAAGAUCUAUUGACCAUCUUUAUGAGCACAAGCUCUCAGAAGUUUGAGAAGAUUGAGCAAUUCAUGGAUGUGACAACGUUGAAGUUUACCUCGGUUGAGGCGGGACUCCGAAGUCAUCAAGCAAGUCUUUGGAACUUGGAGGUGCAAAUUGACAAUCUUGUUAGGAUCCUCACCGAGAGACCAAGGGGAGCUCUACCUUCCCAAACAGUUGCAAACACCAAAGACCAAAAUGUCGGGUUGAAUGCGAUACAGUUGAGAAGUGGGAAGGUGACUCCGGAGGCAAUGAGAAGGAAGACCCUCCACCCGAGGGUGGAGAAGGAGAAACCUCAGGAGAAAAGAGAGGAGUGGAGAGGAAGGCAUCGCCAACGCGACCUCCAGUGGCUAAGUACACGCCACCCCUACCUUUUCCCACGAGGGUGCACAACGAAAAAUUAGAAGCAGAAUGUGGAAGCUUCAUGGAGAUGCUCAGAAAACUCCACCUCCACAUUCCCUUCCUUGAAGCAAUGGCCCACAUGCCACGAUAUUCAAUAUACCUCAAUGGGCUUCUCUCCAAGAAGCCAAAAUUCCAAGACCUCGCCAAUGUCACCCUAGAAUGCUCCGCCUUCAUCCUCAACAGGUUGCCCGAAAAGCAACUCAAUCCAGGUAGUUUCACCAUACCUCUUUGCAUUGGUACUCAUCACAUAGAGAAUUCCUUGGUGGACUUAGGAGCAAGCAUCAAUGUGAUGCCCUUUAAGCUUUUUAAGAGGCUAGACUUGGGUGAACUAAAGACUACUAAGCUUAGUGUCACAUUGGCCGAUCGCUCUGUCAUUAGUCCUAGGCAAUGUAGUCAAAAGCGAGUUUCUACGUAGAAACGUUUUGGUGAUCUAGAAACAUAAAAUCGUAAGUUUUUA
Molecule: messenger RNA, 1465 nt
Organism: Linum trigynum
Lineage: Eukaryota; Viridiplantae; Streptophyta; Magnoliopsida; Malpighiales; Linaceae
Source: the annotation of a GenBank genome assembly